Cylas formicarius (sweet potato weevil) is the source of this 4337-nucleotide messenger RNA. RefSeq names its product cyclin-G-associated kinase. Gene Ontology annotation, cellular component: cytoplasm. The transcript is spliced from 14 exons. The coding region runs from base 61 to 3567 and encodes 1168 amino acids. Gene Ontology annotation, molecular function: ATP binding; AP-2 adaptor complex binding; protein serine/threonine kinase activity. Lineage: Eukaryota; Metazoa; Arthropoda; Insecta; Coleoptera; Brentidae. Gene Ontology annotation, biological process: regulation of clathrin-dependent endocytosis; protein phosphorylation; positive regulation of Notch signaling pathway. The record is from RefSeq and is a predicted model, not a curated record.
GUCAGCUGUGUUCAUGAAGGGGGUAGUUAUUUCUUUAUUUUUUAACAAGCCUGAAUUAAAAUGAGUGAUUUACUUAAAUCCGCUUUUGAGUACUUUAGUGCACCGACUAAUGGACAAAUUGACAAUGCAUUUGUGGGUCAAAUUGUAGAAAUAUCUAACGUUAGACUAAAGAUUAAAAAAGUUAUUGCCGAAGGCGGUUUUGCUGUCGUAUUUGUCGCACAAGAUGUUUCCACAGGGAAGGAUUAUGCUUUAAAAAGACUUUUAGCAGCUGAUGAAGAAGCUAGGAAUAUUAUAGUUAAUGAAAUUAAUAUUUUAAAAAAAGUUGCUGGACAUCCAAAUAUCAUCCAAUACUUAUCAGCUUCCUUUAUAGAUAAGUCACAGACAACACAUGGACAGUCAGAAUUUUUGGUGGUCACAGAAUUGUGUCCUGGUGGUUCUCUGGUGGAUGUACUCCAACCAAGAACUGCUCCAUUUGAUGCUGAAACGAUAGCAAAGAUUUUUUACCAAACAUGUAGAGCAGUCUCCCAUCUACAUUCGCAAGUUCCGCCCAUUGUGCAUCGAGAUUUAAAGAUAGAAAACUUAUUGAUAAGCUCGGAUGGAAUGAUCAAAUUGUGCGACUUUGGCUCUGCAACGGUAGAAAUUUUCAGGCCCAAUUUGAGUUGGUCAGCUAACCAACAUUCUUGCUUAGAAGAAAAUAUGGCCAGGUUCACCACCCCGAUGUACCGUGCACCGGAAAUGGUUGACACAUGGAGUAACCACUAUAUAGGACCUCCAGUUGAUAUUUGGGCAUUGGGAUGCAUAUUAUAUACUCUAUGUUAUAUGAAGCAUCCAUUUGAUGACAGUGCCAAACUAAGAAUAAUUAAUGCAAACUAUACUCUGCCCCCUGAUCCUAGAUAUGCAUGUUUCCAUAAUGUUUUAAAGGGAUGCUUCCAAGCCAACCCCGAACAUCGUAUAACUAUUACUGGCAUAUUGGAACGCCUUGCCGCAAUUGGAGAAUCGCUAGGUUACAAUUUGAAAGCUUCACUACCAUUCAAAGCUAGUCACAAUGUUGGCGAUUUUGGUAACGGGGAUUGCUUGCUAGAUAGUGGAGUAAAUAAUAAACCGCCACCCAGACCUCAACAACCAAGUUCUAGUCCCGCACAUGUUAAUGGAAGAAGUGAAAGAACUGCCCAAGCUACGGUUCCACAAAGGCCGGCACAACUGCCACAAAAACCCGCUCAUCCGCCACAACGUCCACAAAUUCCUCCUCCGCAACAGCCCGAACCAAAACAGGGUGGUCUGUUUUCGUCAAUUAGGGGCGGCGCCGGCAGUUUUUUGAAGAAUCUUAAAGACACCAGUACCAAAGUAAUGGCUACAAUGCAACAGAGUAUGGGCAGAACAGACUUGGACAUACACUAUAUAACAUCUAGAAUAAUGGUAAUGCCCUAUCCGUCUGAAGGAUUUGAAACCACUUACAGAAUUAAUCACAUUGAGGAUGUCAAACUAUUUUUGGACUCGAGGCAUCCUAAUUUUAGAUAUUCUAUAUAUAACUUAUCAAACAAACCUUUCCAAUCAAAAUUUGGCCAAGCCAGGGUUGUAGAUUGUUCGUUCGCCUACCCCGAUCAUUUUAAUGCCCCCCUACUCAACUCCAUGUACCAGCUUUGCGAAGAUAUCUACCAAUAUUUGGCAGGGGAUAGUCGGAAUGCGGUGGUAUUGAAUUGUUCUGACGGGAAGGCCACUUCGGCUACCAUGGUGUGCGCUCUGUUGAUCUACGCAGGUCUCUAUGAAGUUCCUGAGGAUGCUUUGCAGAUGUUUGCUGUGAAACGAUGCCCUCCGAAUAUGAGAGCGUCAGAACUCAGAUAUCUGUAUUACCUUUCCGAUAUAGUCAGAGAGCCAUCUUCGUAUCCCCACUACUGCCCGGUAACGUUGGUCUCCCUUCAGAUGCAACCCGUACCUCUUUUUACCAAAGUGCGAGACGGCUGCAGACCGUACCUCGAAGUGUACAGUGAGAACCGUUGCAUCUUGUCGACCAUACAAGAAUACGAGAGAAUGAGACUGUACAACAUAGCGGAAGGCAAAUGCCUCCUACCAAUCAACACCACCGUGUGCGGCGACGUUUGCAUCAUAGUGUACCACGCGAGAAAUAUCCUCGGAGGCGUGAUGACCCAGGGCAAAGCCACCGGUAUCAAAGUUUGCCAAAUACAGCUACAUACAGGGUACAUACCCGAAGAGGAGACUUGCCUCAGAUUUACUAGGUCGGAUCUGGACGACCUAUCGGAAGGCCAGGAUCAUUACCAACAAAACUUCAAUGUGGCCUUGAACGUUUUCGUUUCGGACGUCGAGAAAAGGCCUUCCCAGCCUGCUCCCUGGCAAACGGACAAGAACGUCAGAGUUAUGGAUACGGUCUUCACGUCUCAACUCGAAAAGGAGGAAACCGUAGAUAAUUUCGUCAGUAAAAGACCGGCCAUACAAAAGCCUUCACGGCCCGAAAGACCGUCGAGGCCGGCGCCACCGUCGCCCUGUCCGGCACGCGUCGCUAUCGAAAAAAUCGAUACGCCGAGCGAUUCGGAAACGGAGGAGGAGGCAAAAGAACCAACAGUCGUCGAAGAAACGGUCGUGGACCUUUUAAAUUUGAACUCUUCAUCGACGAGUCGGAAUGACCUCGUUAGACCUUCGCCCAGCUCGAAUUUCGACCUGCUUAGCGGAUUGGGCGGGGACUCGAUCGGUAACGACGUGUUUUCGGCAUUCGGUUCAUCGUCUGCUAGUCAAAAGCCGGCCUCUGAGAAUGUGUUCGAUCCGUUCGGCUCUGUAGGGGACGGGGGCGAUAACAAUCUCCUCGGUGAUUGGAGUAGUUUCGGAAACUCUGGAAAUUCUCGUGAGAAACCCAAGGUGCAACCGGAAAGUCAGCAGAAGAAAGACUUUUUUGCGGAUUUUGGUAACUUAGACGAAUUAAACUUAGCGGGCAGUCAGCAAAAGCUUCCUCAGCCGUCGGUAACGCCUACUAGCGGCAGUCGGACACCCGUCGAGCCAGCUACGACGCCCCAGACCAGUCAGUCGACCACGCCUCAGCAUCACGCAAAAUCGCCAUCCGGGCCAGACUAUAGCAGAACUCAUUUCGAUCCGCUGAACAAAACCGGCGCCCAAAAAGAAAACGCGAAAACUAAAAAACCCGACGACGUGUUCGGCGAUCUGCUCGGAUCGCAAGGGUAUACGUUCACGCCCAAAAAGGACAACAUGCCGAGAUCCAUAAAUGAAAUGAGGAAGGAGGAGAUGGCCACCUACAUGGAUCCCGAAACGUUGAAAGUUGUGGAGUGGAAAGAGGGUAAAAAGAACAACAUCAGGGCGCUGCUUUGUUCAAUGCACACGAUUUUAUGGGACGGAGCCAAAUGGAACAAGUGCGAGAUGCACCAGUUAGUGUCAGCUGGUGACGUUAAAAAGGCCUACAGGCGAGCGUGUCUGGCCGUUCAUCCAGAUAAGCAAGCCGGAACGACGAACGAAAACCUCGCAAAGCUGAUAUUCAUGGAACUGAACAACGCUUGGAGUGAUUUCGAGAGCGACUCGUCGCAGCAAAACGUAUUCACUAGUUAAAAAAUUGCCGCUAAACGUUUUUUGGAAUUUCGUAGGGCAUUCCGUUUUACUUAAAUUAAAUGAGAUUAAGAAGAGUAUAUAUAUGUAUAAAUAUCGAAAAGGUAUGAUUUUUUAGGGGUUUGUCGUUUGGUUUUGUAAUGCACAUGAGGCUGUGUCCAGAUGUCUGCCGGGAAAAUGUAUUGCUCGGGGGUACGUACUUAAGUAUCGCAUUUUGCUGGAAUUCACAAAUCAUUGUGGAUAGUUACUUAAGUUUUAAGCAAAGUUUGAGUAGAAACUCGAUGGAGCAUAUUAAAAAUCAUCACCUUUUUAUGUGUAUGAAGGAGUGAUAAAAGUAGAUGUUUUUCGUACAGCAAUUUUAUCAUCAUUGAUUAGUUCCUUUUUACAGAAAUUUAAUGAUAUUAUUUUAUAUUUAUGUACUUGGUAUGGACCGGGAAUGGAAAACAAAAUCUGAUAGUUUCAGCUGCUUUUUGAUAGACUUGGAAUUGAUUCUUAACGAUAGUAACAUUUGACGGCGAAGUAAACACCCAUCAAUUGCGUCAUACUUUAAAGUAAGUUGUUGUUUUUCAUUCUUUACAGAACAACCACAAGUAAAAUAUUUGAACUUAUUUAAUAUAGUUUUUAUAAUUGUUAUUAUAAAGUGUCAGACAAUAUAUUUGUUUUAUGUAAUGUUCAGGAAUAUUUAUUUUAUGUUGCGCCGUGAGAACACGUGAAUUUUAUUGUAAUUUACCAUAUUUGAAGUAAAUGUUAUACAUCAAGCAAAUGUUAAUUUA